Ceratotherium simum simum (southern white rhinoceros) is the source of this 2047-nucleotide messenger RNA. The record is from RefSeq and is a predicted model, not a curated record. NCBI's taxonomy places the organism in Eukaryota, Metazoa, Chordata, Mammalia, Perissodactyla, Rhinocerotidae.
ACCCAACGCAAGAAGAAAAUGAAAGGCAUUAAGAAAAAUCUUACAGAAGAACAUCUAUAUCUGGACUUUUCUCACCAAGUAGAAGGAUGCAUCUUUCCUCUUCAUACAUCUGUAACUUUAUUUUUGUUAUCAUAUUGUGACUGCAAAAUCUUUAAAGUUUGCUUAGUCCUUACUGCAGAAAGUACAGAUAUUUCACUACUUAAAAAUGUACUGUCCCAGGAUGUUGAAGUACAGAUUAUUUCAAGGCAGGAGCUUCCACCGAUAGUCCAGAAUUGCUGUUUACCUGCAGUAGUAGAAAGACCAGACAAUUUUUGUAGAGCAGGACUUGCUGUUGUACUGAGACACAUAAUCCAGAAAUCACAUGAAGCAGACCCCUCAAAGAAGGAAAUCUUGGAACUUCUGGGUUUUAAGAAGACUUGCUUGAAAGCCUGUGCUGAAGUUAGUCAGUGGACCAGGCUGUGUGAACUCACCAUCCCUUUAGCUAUUGAGAAUUUUCUCAAAGAAUCUUGUGACCAGCACCCCACUAUCCCUGCAGAAAUACUACAGCUGGAGAAAAAGCUCAGCGAGCCUGUGAGAGUGCACAACGAUGACAAACUCCGUCGGCAGAAGCUGAAGCAGCAGAAGGCUGCUGGAGCGGGGCCUGCCCCUGCCCAGGAGAAAGCGAAGGGCCAGACCCACAGACAGGAAGCGCUGGAGGAGCUGGACUCUUCGUUCCGGAGCCUGGAACUAAAAGUGGCCUUCUCAAAGUUCACGGUGCAGGAAGACCCAGCUGCUCCCAACAGGGAACCUUCUCACAUCAGAAGGGCGGGCACUUCCGCCCUUCCUCCCCUGGAGCACGUCUUUGCAGAGGGCCUGUACUUCACUUUGGCGGACCUCGUGCUCCUGCCCUGCAUCCAUCACUUUUUGGUAAUUAUCUGCAGGAAACUUUCUGAAAGGCUGGUAGAAUUUCCACUGCUGGCCGCCUGGUACCAGAGAGUUCAGGAGGUGCCAAGAGUGAAAACAGCAGCUUCUCGCUGUGGGAUCCAGUUUCUCCGUUUACCAGAGUUGCCGACCACCCCCAGCGAACAGCACCCAAACGUCAGCGAGACCCCUGGGGCAGAGGAGCACAAUGACCCUUCGUUUAUAGGAGGCCCGAGACCAACUAUGACCAAGUUAAUGGAAAAGGGCAUUGAAGUGAUGUUUUCUCCCCACCCUUGCCCUGCUUGGACCCUUGACUGGAAUAGUCUUCCUGCAGCAGUGAGCCCAAAAGAAGGGAAGAUGUCCAGUGACCGAGCUCUGAGGAAGCAGCAGCAGCUGAACAACCUUGUUUACGUGGUGACACAUCAGGCCAGGCCUGGGGACAGGAUCGUGGACUUCUGCAGUGGUGGGGGCCACGUUGGGAUUGUCCUUGCCCACAUGCUGCCCUCGUGCCAGGUUACAUUAAUAGAAAACAAGGAAUUAUCAUUAAUUCGUGCUAAGAAGAGAAGUGAAGAGCUAGGCUUAAGCAACAUUUGGUUCAUUCAAGCAAAUAUGGAGUAUUUUACAGGGAUGUUUAAUAUUGGGGUGGCACUGCAUGCGUGCGGAGUGGCCACGGACAUGGUGAUCGAGCAGUGCAUCAAAACCCGGGCCUCCUUUGUCGCCUGCCCUUGCUGUUACGGUUUCGUCCAGAACACCUCCAAGUUUAACUUUCCAAAAAGUGAACAAUUCAAGAAAACUUUAUCUUACAAGGAACACAUGAUUCUGUGCAGAUUCGCAGAUCAGACAGCUGUCCAGCUCCCACCCCAACGAAGGCUCACGGGUAGGGAAGCAGUGCAUGUGCCUGGUGGAUCUGGAUCGAGCAAGAGCUGCAGAAGAACGUGGCUACUCUGUUCAAGUGAUAUCCAUGGAGCCAGAGAGCUGCUCUCCCAAAAAUAACAUGAUUGUGGGAGUCCCCAUUUAGGAGAUCAUCACGUUUGACAUUGUGCCACCCGACUGGGUGACGAAAGCCCAGUGGCAUUCAGGAGGUUCUUGGCGGAGCUGGGAACCAGCACCAGCCAUCUUGAACCUGUUGUUCUCAGGAAGGAAAGCA